GUGAAAGCGUGGUUGCCCAGCAACGACUACAACCCGAAGCCAAUAAGGACUUCCGUGAUUGGUUCUCACAGCGCACAGGCGGAAGGCGGGAGCGGCUCAGUCUGCGAUUUGCUGAUUGGCGGCGCAGGGCUCUUUCCUGUCAGCUGAUUGGCGCCGGGGUGGAGGCGGGAAGGACGGACGGGGAAGGGGUCGGGGUCGCUGUCGCCUGAGUUAUAAACCUGAAAUAAACUGAAUGAAAAAGUGGCAAUGUCCUCUGAUGUGUCAGAAUAUACUAUUGGGGGGGUGAAGAUCAUGUUCCCUUGCAAGGCUUACCCUUCGCAACUUGCUAUGAUGAAUGCUAUUAUUAAGGGUUUAAAUAACAGGCAACACUGUUUGUUGGAGAGCCCUACAGGAAGUGGGAAAAGCUUGGCAUUACUUUGUUCUGCAUUAUCAUGGCAGCAGUCUCAGUAUGAGAAACCACUGCUUACAUCGUCAUGUGAAAAGGAAGACAGAAAGCCAGAGACCUCACUGCUGUGUCGCUGCACGUGUCACUCCCACUGUAAGAGCAAUGAGGUGGCAACGAGUGUGAAUCAUGGUGCUUCUUCUAUUGCUAAUUGUGAAACGGGAAGUUCUGUAAAACCUGGAAGCCCUCUAACAAACACAGAAUGUAAGGAAAAUGAAACACUAGCUUCAAAAUUGUCUGCCAAAAAAAGGUUAUCGCUACGUGACAAUGAGAACGAUGAUUUUCAAGUAGACAGAAAAAGGAUUCGUCCUUUAGAAACUGAGCAGCAGGUUAGAAAACGUCAUUGUGUUGCAAAAGGAGUCCAGCUUGUUGAUGCUUUAGAAGUUUAUAAUCAGAGAAAAAAUGGAGAGCUGAUUGUUCACUCUGAGAAAAGUGCAAAACCCACCACUUUUUCUCCCAAACCAUCUUCCGGCCCUUGCACUGAGUGUUCCUGUUCUUCUGGAAAAGAAAGUGAUAAAGAUGCUAGUAACAGGAAGAAGAAAGAAAAUGGAGAUCAGCCUUUCAUUCCCAAAAUAUUUUUUGGAACACGAACACACAAGCAAAUAUCCCAGAUCACCAGAGAGUUGAAGAGAACAGCGUAUUCCAGUGUCCCCAUGACAAUUCUUUCUAGCCGGGAUUAUACCUGUAUUCAUCCAACGGUAUCUAAUAGUGGCAGUAACAGGAAUGAAAUGUGUGUAGAGUUGCUGGAAGGAAAGCAUGGCAAGUCCUGUCUUUACUAUCAUGGUGUUCAUAAACUCAGUGAACACCAUGCACUACAGUCUGCACACAGAGUGUAUCAGGCUUGGGACAUUGAAGAUCUAGUGAGCCUGGGAAAGAAGCUUCGUGCCUGUGCGUAUUUUGCAGCCAGAGAACUCAUGGUGGGCGCAGAUAUUGUAUUUUGUCCUUAUAAUUAUCUUCUGGACCCACAGAUACGGGAGAGUAUGGAUAUUAACCUAAAAGGCCAAGUAGUCAUUUUAGAUGAAGCCCAUAAUAUUGAGGACUGUGCUCGCGAAUCAGUGAGCUUCGGUGUUACGGAAAGUCAACUAAAAGCCGCUCGAGAAGAGCUAGACUUAAUGGUCAACAGCAACAUCAGACAGAAGGAUCAUGAGCCCCUACAGGCUGUGUGCUGCUCUCUGACAAACUGGUUAAAGGAGAGCUCUAGUCAACUGGUAGAAAGAGGGUAUGAAACUGCUUUUAAGGUUUGGAGUGGAAAGGAGAUGCUCACAAUUUUGCACCAAAUGGGAAUAACUGAUACUACUUUUCCCAUUUUACAGAAACAUUUAGCUGCUGUCCUGGAAAAAGAAGAAAAAGUAUCGAUGUUCGGUAAAGAGGAACUGAUUGAGAUACCAGUUGUGAGCCCUGCCACUCAGAUGGUGCUGAAGGGGUUAUUCAUGGUUCUCUUGUAUCUUUUUAAAGAUAAGAGCAGGUUUGCAGACGACUACAAAGUUGCUUUACAACAAACUUACACCUGGAAUGAAAACCCAUCUGAUGCUUCAGAGACAAGUGCCUUCUUUGCACGGCCCAGGCGUAAAAAGAAUUUGCGGCAGAAAACUGUAGUCCACAUGCUUAAUUUUUGGUGCUUGAAUCCUGCUGUGGCUUUUUCUGACUUAAAUGAUGUGAGAACAAUUGUUCUGACAUCUGGUACACUCUCUCCAAUGGAUUCCUUUUCUUCAGAGCUUGGUGUGAAGUUUUCUAUUCAGUUGGAGGCAAAUCACGUUAUCCGGAACUCACAGGUUUGGAUUGGCACCAUUGGAGUGGGCCCUAAUGGUCGGAAGUUGUGUGCCACGUUCCAACAUACAGAGACCUUUGAGUUCCAGGAUGAGGUGGGAGCACUUCUGCUCUCAGUGUGUCAAACAGUAGCUCAAGGAAUUUUGUGCUUUUUGCCAUCCUAUAAGCUGUUGGACAAAUUAAAAGAUCGCUGGAUGCAUACUGGCUUAUGGGAAAAGCUGGAGCUGGUGAAAACAGUCAUUGCAGAGCCUCAAGGAGGGGCAAAGAGUGACUUUGAUGAACUGCUUAAAAUAUACUAUGAAGCAAUAAAAUGUAAAGGAGAAAGAGAUGGAGCACUCCUUAUAGCUGUUUGCAGAGGAAAAGUUAGUGAAGGCUUGGAUUUCUGUGAUGAGAAUGCCCGUGCAGUUAUAACCAUAGGUAUUCCGUUUCCAAAUGUGAAGGACCUCCAGGUUGAAUUAAAGAGGAAAUACAAUGACCAGCACAAAAAUACAAGAGGCCUUUUACCAGGGAGUCAGUGGUAUGAAAUUCAAGCUUAUAGGGCUCUGAACCAAGCCCUGGGAAGGUGUAUAAGACAUAGGAAUGACUGGGGUGCUCUUGUUUUAGUUGAUGACCGCUUCCGGAAUAACCCUAAUAAAUACAUAACUGGAUUAUCUAAAUGGAUUCGUCAACAAAUCCAGCACCAUGAAAAUUUUAGUAGUGCACUUGAAUCCUUGCGUGCAUUUGCUGUAAGGAAUCAGAAAAGCACUGAUGGUUCACCAGCAUGCAGCGGUGAAUCUCUCUGUGUACCUUCAAAUUCAAAAGACCUGUCUCAGUCCUCUCAGCAGGAGGUUCCAAGUGUUCCUGCAAAAAGCGAGGAGCAAAACUUGGUUUCAGAAAUUAAUUUUGCUACAACCAUCAGCUCACUUAGUCCUACAGCAUGGGAUCAGCCAAGUAACAGCGUGGCAACAUUGAAACAAAGUGGCCAGAAAAUUGACAUUGAGAGUCAUUCUCACCAUGGAACAUCAAGAGCAAAACAUAUGGACUGCACACCCCAAAUGCCAGCAAAUAAAACUGAGAGAGAAGAAAAGGGUUGGACUAAUGCUGAUAUUAUGAAAGAACAUUGCUGCUUUAAACCACUGACUUCAACACCUUUGCCUGUAGCUAAGAACUGUGUGUCCACAGCUACUAGCAAACACAAGAAUGUGGGAAGGGCUAGUGAAGUUAUUGAUGGUGUAAAUCAGUGCCAGCCCUCCUUAGUUUCAGAACGUGAACCAACUGUAUCAGAAUCAUGUUUGGAAACAACUGAUUUUUCAAUUAAAAAUGCUGAGCCUCCACUUGCUGAAGAGCACCCUGAUGAGCUACAGCUUCAAGUUGGGCCCUGCAGUGAGCUUCCUUCAGCAGGAGAGAAAUCUGAACUUUCAGUGUUAAACGUAGCUGCAGAAGCUGAAGAUGAGGAUGACAGCAUCUAUUUCACACCAGAACUUUAUGAUGAUGAUGAGGUAGAAUCUGAGGAACAGAGUAUCAGACCACUGGUUCCAACCUGUAAUACAAGUGAGAAUCGGAUUGAAUGUGGCAGCUCUGCAGUCACUGAUGAUCUUUUUGCAAUCAACACCUCAGAAACACUAAGUGUGACUAAGAAAAUGGUUGAUGAUAAUGCUGGCAGAAGCACAAGUUUACAUGGAAUAAUGCAAAAUGAGGAGAACGCGAAUAGUGCAGUUAAUAAUGUAGAGAUGAGUAGUGAGAUAGAAGCAAAGCAGAUAGGACCUCAAGAGAUGGACACCAAAAAGCAGAAAAUCAGUCUUUCCAGAUCACGAAAUAAAGGAUUGAAAGUUCAGAGGCAACGCAGAGGAAGAAAAGCUGCAGUUAGGCACAGUUGCUACACCUGUGAAAGAAAGAAAGAAACACCUCACCAGCCUUGCAAGAAAGGACUUUAUUGUAUUGUCUGCGGAGCUGAAAUACUGCCAAAAGCAGAGGGAAUUUUGAGAAAAGCUUGCUGCAGUAAUAUUGAACUGAAAAUAAUCUGGAAACUCUUCAGAAAUACUAGUACAAGAAGUAAAGAGUCCAUUAAUAAUUGUAUGUGUGAACUAGAUGCCAGUUCAGAAGGUGAUAAUACGAUGUUGAUCAUCUCAGAUGCUGCAAGCCUUAGUCAUCUGAAAGAAACUUUGGCAGUUUAUCAGAUGCCAGUGAAAAGUGAAGACUUGAAUGCCAGUUUAUCUUUAAAUGCUGUUUGGAAUGAGAAGGAAUAUUCUCUGACGAGUUACUUACAAUGCAGGAGCUGUGUCAUUCAGUCGAUUUCUCCAUGUCCUUUGAUAGGAGCUGAGGUUAUUCAUUUCAAUAAUAAAGUACAGUCUUGGGUCUGGCUGCUUCCAUCGUCUGUUCGUUACUGCUUACUGCUGCAGAACACUCAAGAACUGAAAACAGGCUAUUUAGAUUAUACUUUGUCUUAAAAGUUUUUUGCUGAUCCAUACCACAUAUUCAUCAGGACCAAUAGGAAAGAUAAGUAAAGGAGUUUGUUAUUUAUUGCCAGCUCUGAUAAAGCUAUUCUUCAGUCCAAGUGGAACAGCAGCACAAUCUUUGUGUAUGAGUGAUGGGAAAGAGCUACCCGAUCGCAAAUUCUGGGUCCAUUGAAGUCAGUGGGGUUCUGCCAUUUGACUUCAACAAGGCAAGGGCUUCACCAUGUUUAAAAGAAAUGUUUCACUGGGACUAUUGUCUGAAUGCUGGUAAACACAUGAUUUUAAAAUCUUCCUUUUCACAUUUGAAUGCUUGUUUACUUCACAUGCACCUCAAAGUAAUUUGAUAUAAAAACUUCUCAUCAGUAUGAUUUUAUUUCAGGUUGGGUUUGAAUUGGUUCCCUUUUUCAUUUCUUGUGUGUUUAGAGACCCCACGUGGCAAUGUCUGGGCUAAAAACAUGGUGGGGGAGUAUUCAUAUAUUUUGUGUUGCCAGGACUUACACUGAAUUAAAGAAAAACAGAAAUGGAAACAUUUGCAUUUGUCUAUGUAAUUAAAAAAAGUCAUAUAAAGUUGGGUCCAAGGUCGUGAGGGUGUCACUUUAAUGAGCAGAAACCUUCACCUUUUUUGCAAGCACACCAUAAAUGGAGAGGCAUACAUGUCAUAUCUACCAUAUCGAUGUCAUGUUAGAGUAUGUAAAAAACCCCUCUAUUUGUCUUAGGAAAUAUCGAAAACUUUUAUAGGGAAUUUGGAAAAUAUUUUUUGGCUAGCAUGAAAGGUAAAAUCCUGCAGCACAAAGUACAGACAUGGGCACAGAGACUGAACAGACGGGCUGCUGUAAAACAACCAUUUAAUAAGGCAUUAAAAUGCCAUCGACUCGGACACAUAAAAAAAAAGCUAUGAAAACAAAUGCCUUUCAAAUAAUUAGGAUCUUAUGCUUGAGACCAGUGUUGAUCUCCAUGCAGAGAUUUUCCUGCUGAAAUCAGACCAGUCUAAGUCUGAUCGUCUAAGGAAGGAAUUAGCAGCGUAUAAAUCGGCUGCUGCUUGAGAUUUUUCUGUUUCUGCUGUACAUAGCCAUUCAUAUAAAUGGUCACUUCAGCCUUUCUAUCUCCUCCUUUCUGUUUCAUAAAGUAUUUUGGAAUACAUUUGAUUUAGUAUGCCAGGAUAAUUUUCUGAUUGAAUCUCAGAUUUCUAUCAGGAGCGUGUGACACAGUUCAAUUACUUGCUUUUAGCCACACUGGGUGGGUGAGUCUAAGCCAUGCUAACACAUGCAGCCAGAAAUAGCUGCAGAACUCAUUUUUGUUCUUGCAAAUGUAGUGUGACUUUGUUUUCACUUCAGCUACUGUACUUGCAUUGGUUUUCAGAUUUAACACUAGUUUGUAGUGGUAGCUGGUGUGUAAAGUAUAUCAAAUUGUUGUAUAAGUUUAUCCUUGAAUGUAAUAAGAAAAUUAUUCCAGAGCUAUUUAAUCAUCUAUAAUACAUACAAAUAUAUUCGAAUUGGCCAUUCAUGUCUGUGUGCUUAAGUUAAGCCUGGGUCACAACUGUCAUGAUUAGCACAGCUCAGAAAAGCUACACUGAGCGUAUUUGGAAGGGUGUGCAUCUGCGAUAACGUAACUAAUGUGAUAACAAAAAAUAAUAGUGCUGCUGUCUAAGAGAUGAGAAUCAGCUUCUCAACUUGAAGUUGGAAUUUAAUGCAUUUUAUUACAAAAGCAAUGUUAAAUGCAUAUUGGUUUUCUGAUUUAAUAAUAAAGUUACUGGUUUGAUCUC
Pezoporus flaviventris is the source of this 6403-nucleotide messenger RNA. It is a transcript of the gene BRIP1, whose product is annotated as BRCA1 interacting helicase 1. The record is from RefSeq and is a predicted model, not a curated record. Bases 247 to 4635 code for a protein of 1462 amino acids. NCBI's taxonomy places the organism in Eukaryota, Metazoa, Chordata, Aves, Psittaciformes, Psittacidae. Gene Ontology annotation, cellular component: nucleus. The transcript is spliced from 25 exons. Gene Ontology annotation, biological process: double-strand break repair involved in meiotic recombination; nucleotide-excision repair. Gene Ontology annotation, molecular function: DNA binding; hydrolase activity, acting on acid anhydrides, in phosphorus-containing anhydrides; DNA helicase activity.